Messenger RNA from Lineus longissimus, 2948 nucleotides. RefSeq names its product acid-sensing ion channel 1B-like. Gene Ontology annotation, biological process: sodium ion transmembrane transport. Gene Ontology annotation, molecular function: ligand-gated sodium channel activity. The transcript has 7 exons. The record is from RefSeq and is a predicted model, not a curated record. Lineage: Eukaryota; Metazoa; Nemertea; Pilidiophora; Heteronemertea; Lineidae. Gene Ontology annotation, cellular component: plasma membrane. Bases 516 to 1985 code for a protein of 489 amino acids.
UAAUUUUCCAUUGGAAAUGUGUGAAGAGAGACAACAUCAUUGCUGAUAAAUAAUUUUAAUGACGCUCAGUCACUGAUCAAAUCCAGCACAGACACGGAACGCGACGGUGGCCCAAGCCACAGCCUCCCCGAUUUUACAUUUACACCUAUAUUCAAUUUCGAUGCAGUGAUUUGCAUUUACAUGGUGUACAGGCAAAAACACGGACUAUAUACGGUUCCCGUCAGAGACCCCAACUACUACAGGGUGGACCAGAAAACUUUUCACUCGCACAAUGGAUCCGGUGUGUUCAUUAUGACAAACUCAUUCCGUGACUGACCUGGAUAAUUCUCACCAUGGAUUGCAUCUACUGCGGCACGCGAAAGGUCACGUGAGGAGGAUUAACCAAUCACUGUUAUUCUUCAUGUCAUGUGACUGUACGGAAAACAGCCUUUUCUGAUUCGCAAGUUGGAAAGUGCCGUAUUUUGGUCGUUGUCAGUGGUGGAUUUCCUAUCCAUAUUAUACCGGUGAAUGGUAUCAUGUCAAUAGAUAUCAUGUCAACAUCCAAAUUAAGGUUAACCCUUUUCGAUGGUGGGUCAACUCUCAGCAUGAAUGAGAAGAAAAUUGCCGAACCAGUCAAAACAACGCGGAUUCAAGCGUUCAAUGGGCCAGUCGUGAAAACAGAUAGAUGGUGCAAGUUUUAUACCUCCUUCUGCACAAGAGUCAACCUCGGCGGACUUAAUAAACUUAUCGAUGGGGAGUACGGCCUGUUUAGACGGAUGAUUUGGCUUGUAUUCAUUUUAGGCAUGACAGCAUUUGGACUUUAUCAGAUGUGUUCCCAGAUUGCAAAAUACAACCAGCGGCCAAUUACAGUUUUGGUUAAUAUUUCAAGAUAUGACCACGUGAAAUUUCCCGCCAUUACAGUGUGCAACUUCAAUAUAUUCGCAAAGAGAAAGACGGACAAAGUAUACAUGACUGAUUACGUGAAAGCGAUUUUGCUGGAGAAGAAAAGCCUCUUGGCUUUACCCGCACUUAAUAAGCAGAUCAUCGCUAACGGCUGGAGUUGGUGGGAGAAUUACAAGCUGUUAGGGCAUAGACUCCAUGAUUCUCUGCUAGCUUGCGACUGGAAACAAAAGCCGUGUGAUUAUGACGACUUCGAGGAAACCAUAACAGAUAUGGGAUGGUGCUUCCAGUUCAAUAGCAACACGACGACGCCAUCUCUGUCUGUGAACAACGCGGGGACUGAUUACGGACUUCUUCUCCACCUGGAUACAGAACUCGAUCAGUAUAUUGGCAGUCGGCAUGGCUUUGGCGAAGGGUUCAAGAUUCUUGCACAUGAUCGCAAUGACAUUCCUUUGAUGAAAUCGGCAGGUAUAGCUGUGGGGCCAGGGAUGCAGACCUUUAUUGGAAUCAAACAAAAAAGGAUUAAAAAGAUCGGCCCACCCCACGGCACGUGCGGAAGCAGAAAACUCAAGGAAUUUACCCAUUAUUCGACCUCAGCGUGUCAACUAGAGUGCCUGACGGAGUACAUGGGUCAGAAAUGCGGCUGCAAAGAUGCUUACCAAUUGGGGUCUUAUCCUGACUGCACCCCUGAAGAAAUGUAUAAGUGUGGCCUGAAAGCGCAAGUCGACUUCGUGACGGAUACAAACGAAACGUGCAUUCGGGAGAGGUGCCCGGACCAAUGCGAGACCACCACCUUCGAGAUGGAAGUCUCAACCGUGCCAAUAGCAGAUUGGUUCUUUGAAGAAAAGAGCGCAGACUUCUACAUAGAUAAAAAUAUAACUUAUUUAAGAAAAAAUCUAGCUCUGGUUUUCAUAUACUAUACAAGUAUGAAUGUAGAGGAAACCGUUCAGAAUGUUGCUUAUACCGAGAUUGAUAUGAUAUGUGACAUUGGGGGGUCGUUCGGUCUGGCACUAGGGGCGAGCAUUAUCACUGGGUUGGAAAUAUGCGAUUUUUUCGUCUAUUACUUUUUUACGCGCCACCUAUCGGGAGGGGUGAAACCUGCAUGAUUGGAUCCCCUCAUAACUUAUUUUCUGUUUUUUGAUCAACGAAUGGAAUUCCAUCGGAUCCGGUGAAGUAUAGUCUUAACAGUUUGCCUGGAGGACGUAUCUACCAUUGUACGAUGACGGAUUAAGACAUGGUUUUUUCAAGACUGGUGACCUUCAAUACCUCGGAUAUCGGAUGAUUAAUUUGAUCAACGGGUGGACUUUCAUUGGCUCCGUCGUAGUAUAGUCUUAAAUGUUCCCCUGGGAAACGUAUCUGUCUCUUUUGUAUGAUGAGAAAUAUCAUUAUAAGUAUACUUUUGAUUUCAUCAAUUAAAUUUUGUGUCGAGGAUCAUUUUGCAAUCGAGAAGUUUCAAAUAAACAUGAGACGUUUCAGUAAAGUCAACGCGUGUUUUCACGAGAACUAUGAGCAGUCAGACGUCCCGGUUGAAAUAAGGCAGGCCAAUAUUAAUUGCAGAUGGUGCAGACAUUUUUCCAGGAUAGAGAACUUAGAAUCUGUUCUGUUCUGUUACACAAAAUGUGCGGUACACUCUUCAAAAUAAGGGGGUUUGAGCUCUUCAAUAACCAGCCAGUACAAACAUGGACCGCGUUGAGGUAUUUCAGGGAAAUGAGGAAACCUUCGAGGUUUUUUUACAGGCUCAGAAUCAUUCAUCGGUUUUUAAUUUGCUUGAAAAACCUCUACGAGGAGCAUAUUUGCGGUGGCUGAAGAUUUUUCAAAAGCUCAAAUCAUUGUUUUUUUAAGAGUGUAGGAUAUGAUCAUGGUCUCGGUCAUGUCGUCUGCUCUAAAACAUCAUGGUUAUAAUUGUUUUCUAUAUAGGCCAUAUACACGCACCUCUUUUUGACCACAGCGGUUUUGGUGACGUCACCAUAACCGCUUGGAUUCAUGGAAGACCUUAGAAGCGGAGCAGUUAAAUCACACGUUUAGGUGUAGUUCGUGUACAUGUACAUAAAUAAAAAUACGACCAAUUU